Molecule: messenger RNA, 2330 nt
Organism: Elaeis guineensis (African oil palm)
Lineage: Eukaryota; Viridiplantae; Streptophyta; Magnoliopsida; Arecales; Arecaceae
Product: serine/threonine-protein kinase STY46-like
Biological process (GO): protein phosphorylation
Molecular function (GO): ATP binding; protein serine/threonine kinase activity
Source: RefSeq, a predicted model, not a curated record
UUUUUCCUGUGAAAAGUGGCUCGAAAAUUUUAACGCAUCGUCUCCGCAAGCUGCCCUCGCUUUACCCGUUGCCCAUAUUCCCAUCUCCACCUCGUCACCCAUCCAGGUCUCCAUCCAUCUCUGGUUCUCCGCUUCCAUUUUUCCUUCUCGCUCUAAGGAGAUAAAAGACUCGCCUUUGGCUCACGCGGAACAUAGGAAGCCGCGACAACUCGAUCUCCGCCUCGAAUCCUAGAGAAAGGAGGGAUUUUGUGAGCAAAAGGGUGCGAGCGGUAGCUUUCUUGUCUACCUCGUCGGGUUUCUCUUCUUAAUUUCUGUCUCUUUGUGGGUGGUUUCGUGGAUGGUGGCGACGGAGGAGAGCGCGGAUAGUUGUGGCAGUCGGGCUGCGGACGCGGCCCAGGCGUCGCGGCCGCGGCAGCAGCGGCGCAAGUUGGAGGCCUACAACGAGGUGCUCCGCCGCCUCAGGGAGGCUGGGCGGCCGGAGGCCCUGUCGCCGUCCUUCGAGGACGAGCUUUGGGCCCACUUCAAUCGCCUCCCCGCCCGCUAUGCUAUGGAUGUGAAUGUGGAGAGGGCAGAAGAUGUUCUGACGCAUAUGAAAUUGUUGGAGCUGGCGCAUGAUCCUGCCAAUAGGCCUGCCUUUGCAGUCCGAUUAGUUCAGGUGUCUCCAAUUCUUGAUGGAAAACGAGCUGAUUUUUUUGAUUCCAACAAACCAGGGGAGGAAGAUGCUCGAUCUACUUCAAAUUACUUUAGCAAGCAAAGCAGUCACCCCCCUCCGGCCUUUGGCUCAUCACCGAAUCUGGAGGCGCUUGCCCUUGAAGCCAGCAAACAAUAUGUUCAAGACGGAGAUAGUGCUACAAAUGCCUUUGUAUGCUUUACCAGCAAGCCCAUGCAUGAAAUCACCUUUUCGACUGAUGACAAGCCAAAGCUUCUCAGUCAGCUGACUGCGUUGCUUGCUGAGGUUGGCCUUAACAUCCAUGAAGCACAUGCAUUUUCAACAAAUGAUGGUUACUCGUUAGAUGUCUUUGUUGUUGAUGGUUGGCAUUAUGAGGAAACGGAGCAGCUUAGGGACGCAUUACAGAAGGAAUUUCAGAAGAUUGAGAAGCAAGCAUGUUCAAAGGCUCAUUCAUGGUCUCCUAUAUUGGAAAAUGCACAAACUGGGGAGGUGUCUCAACCAGACCAUGUCGUAGCACCUACAGAUGGGACUGAUGUGUGGGAAAUUGAUUUCAGGCUGCUGAAGUUUGGAAAUAAAGUGGCAUCUGGAUCAUAUGGUGAUCUUUACCGGGGAACAUACUGUAGCCAGGAUGUUGCUAUUAAAGUACUCAAGCCUGAGCAUAUAAAUUCAGAUAUGCAGAGAGAAUUUGCUCAGGAAGUCUAUAUUAUGAGAAAAGUUCACCACAAGAAUGUUGUGCAGUUUAUUGGUGCAUGUAGCAGCCCUGCAAACUUAUGUAUUGUUACAGAGUUUAUGUCAGGUGGAAGUGUGCAUGACUUUCUUCAUAAACAGAAAGGUGUUUUUAAGCUUCCAGCUUUGCUCAGGGUAGCAAUUGAUGUAUCAAAGGGAAUGAACUACUUGCACCAGAAUAAUAUUGUCCACAGGGACCUAAAGGCUGCCAAUCUUCUGAUGGAUGAAAACGAGGUUGUCAAAGUUGCAGAUUUUGGUGUUGCACGUGUUAAAUCUCAAUCUGGAGUUAUGACUGCUGAAACAGGAACAUAUCGUUGGAUGGCACCUGAGGUCAUAGAACACAAGCCCUAUGAUCACAAGGCUGAUGUUUUUAGCUUUGGGAUUUUGCUGUGGGAGCUGCUAACAGGAAAGCUUCCAUAUGAGUACCUAACACCACUACAAGCAGCAGUAGGUGUGGUUCAAAAGGGCCUGAGACCAACCAUACCAAAGCAUACCCAUCCUAAACUUGCUGAACUGCUUGAAAAAUGCUGGCAGCAGGACCCAGCUCAAAGGCCAGAUUUUUCAGAAAUAUUGGAGAUGCUCCAACUUCUAGCCAAGGAGGUCAGUGAUGAACCCAAGGAUCAUCGCAAGGAAAAGUCAUCGGGUGGUUUCUCUCAGUUCUCAGGCGGGGCCACUGAAGGAGAGAUGUCUGUGAAUCACAUUUUGUAUGAUCUCAUCAUGGGCAAUUUCUGGUCUUUGGUAGGAUUGUGCCUUAAACUGUACAGUAUUUAAUCUGAAGACCUAGUUCUUUGUUCUAAGUUUUGAUUUGCAAUUCCUUUUACAUUUAACUGCUGUCAUGUCUAUUUUUCAUCGAAUGGAAUGCCAUCAAAAAGAGAUUGCCUAUUCUGAGUGCAUGAGUUGGUGAUCUUUUUUUUCAAAGAAAAAGUCGGUUAUA